Messenger RNA from Chelonoidis abingdonii (Abingdon island giant tortoise), 2848 nucleotides. It is a transcript of the gene HPCAL4, whose product is annotated as hippocalcin like 4. The record is from RefSeq and is a predicted model, not a curated record. Lineage: Eukaryota; Metazoa; Chordata; Testudines; Testudinidae. Gene Ontology annotation, molecular function: calcium ion binding.
CAAGCCAGAAGGAGAAGCAGCUCCCAGGCAGAUCAGGUGGGGGAAGCAGGGCUCUGUUGAGUGCAUGGGCAGGGAGCUUUCUCCUCCUUCUGAGACAUCGCACCUGGGGCUGGCACCUCGCUGGGCCAGAGAGACACCUGCAUCCCAGGCCACCUCUAAGAGUCCGUGAUGGGAAAACACAACAGUAAGCUGGCCCCCGAGAUGCUGGAUGACCUGGUGAGAAGCACAGAGUUCAGUGAGCAAGAGUUAAAGCAGUGGUACAAAGGCUUCCUGAAGGACUGUCCCACCGGCAUCCUCAACCUGGAUGAAUUCCAGCAGCUCUACAUCAAGUUUUUCCCAUAUGGAGAUGCUUCCAAGUUUGCCCAGCACGCCUUCCGCACGUUUGAUAAGAACGGUGAUGGGACGAUCGACUUCCGGGAGUUCAUCUGUGCCCUGUCCGUCACCUCCAGGGGAAGCUUUGAGCAGAAGCUGAACUGGGCCUUUGAGAUGUACGACCUAGAUGGAGAUGGGAAGAUAACCCGCUUGGAAAUGCUAGAAAUAAUUGAGGCCAUUUACAAGAUGGUGGGGACGGUCAUCAUGAUGAGAAUGAACCAGGAUGGGCUGACGCCCCAGCAGCGGGUUGACAAGAUCUUCACCAAGAUGGACAAGGACAAGGAUGACCAGAUCACCCUGGAGGAGUUCAAAGAAGCUGCCAAGAGUGACCCCUCUAUUGUCCUCCUCCUGCAGUGUGACAUGCAGAAAUAGAGGUUUCCCCGCAGACUCCAGCUGGACUGCCCGAGGCCGCGUGCGCCAGCAUACCGGUUACCGCCCUCCCUGCCACCUUGCACCCAGCCCCUGCUUCCCAGAGCUGUGCAUUCAGCUGCCUGGGGCAGAGUUCAUUCUGCUUGCAGCCUGCCACUUCCUAACCUCCUACAUCCCACUCCCUGAGUGCCCCCAAAAGGACUGCCUGAGCCACAUGCCAUGUUAGAACCCUCUGAACAACUCCCACCCACCCCCUCUAACCCCACAGCCCAUCCCUUAUGGAUCCAUCCUGGGAUCAUGCUGCCAGGAGUGCAUCUGCUCUUCUUUCCUCACCUAGCCCCCAAUACCAGCUUAAGCCUCCUCAGUACUUAAAUCCCCCCACCCCAGACCCCUGAAGUGGCCUGUCCAAGGCAGUGUUCACCCCAUAACUGACAUCAAGCCUUCUGACUCCCCCAAAAUGCUGCUUUCUCAUCCCUAGUUUGCUAGUUUCAAACAGCCCAGCUGAGGCUAUAGAAACUGGAAUUCUCCCCCCUCCCAUUAAACCUGAUUCCUGGUGCCCCAACUAGCCUGUUGCCGUACCCCUUGCUGUCAGUCCUGACCGUCUCUUCCCUCCCCCACAUGACGUACCCUAGUCUAUGGAGCCCCGAAUUGAACUAGCCAGAACUGGGCCCUGACAGGAUAGCUCCUGAGCUCCAUGCCCUGGGCUCCAGUCCUUAGCCUCACAAGAGAGUUGCUGUCCUGCAGUCUCUGCCUCUCCUUUCACUGCUGUCAGCAGCCAGCAGUGCUUGCAGGGCUCCCACAGGUGAGGCAUUUGCAGCGUUGAGACAUUUAGACAGAAUGGAUUCUGCUGCCUCCUACCAUAUGGUGCAGCUGUAAAACCCCAGAGUGCUGCAUUCUCUCUGGCUAACGAGGAGCAUUGCGGAGCCAGCAGCUUUGGGGUUCAGAUGUGUUUUCAUGCACCCCUCUUUUUGUCUUGAAGUUAAUCUAUAUUUAAAUUGCCCCCUCUGCUCCCCAGGCCAACCAGAAAUCAAAGCAACCCUCGAAUGCAGGCAUUCUCAGUGGGCUAAGGAAGGAGCUAUUGGUGCUGUAUGCUCCUGUCAGAGGCAGCCCUGGAGUCGAGCCAUUGCACAGCUAAUCUCCAGAGUCCCUUUUCCUGUUGCCUUGGUAUGUUGGGGCUGGUCCCGUGUUCAAAUGGCUCUUGUCUGCCUGGGUCCGAGGGAGGCCAGAGCUGAGUAGACAUCUUGCUGUUAACAUGAACACCCACCACAACACUUAGUGCAGGUUCAUGGAAGCGAGUUCCUUAUGAUUUGGGUGGGGUGGGUUUGUUGUUAAUGGUAAGGACAGGCUUUAGUCCUCUGCUGUGGGUGGAAUACAGAGAUUCUGCCUGUUGGUGGCAUUGCUAGAGGUGAGUAUUUUCUGACUUAAUCUCCUCGGGGCAGGAAGAGUCUAGGCCAGUCUAGCUUAGCUGGAAGAGACUGAGUUGAUUUCUGUUUUGAGUCCUGGGUGUCGCAUCUGCUCCCAAGCGCAGCAGGGCGAGGGACAACCCUCAGCGCAGGAAAGAGUGGCAUGCAUUGCUCAGCACCCGCGUGACCUUUGCAGCUGGGUAGCAGUGUUGACUCUCUGCAGCGGCAACCCAUCUGGAGAGGGUAUGAAGUGAGGGGUGGGUUGAGGGGAAAGAUCGAGGGGGCUGUCUGGAGCUGGGGGACAACCGCAUGGCCGUGAUGGGGUGAAAUGUGAUGAGAGUCUGGGUCAGGGAUGGUGGUGGAGGACGCACACACAUACACAGUGGCGGAUUGUGGGAGAGACAUGGGGACCAGCAGAACAGCUGGGAUCAGGUGGUGAUUGUGGUCUCCACAAGGACCUAUCCAGCCGGGGGGGUUGCUUUACAGAGUAGGUUUGAGGGCCUGGGAGUGAUUUCAUGAGACAUUUUUUAACUGCAUCUCCCCUCCCCAGCCUGCCACCUCUGCCUUCUCCAACCCCAGGACAGUUGUUUGUUCACAGAUGUGUAUCUAGUCUGCUCGUUGUGGUUUUGAUUAUUGUAAUAACUGUUAGGAAGCCGUGGAGUUGUCUAUAUAUUUUUUUAACUGAAAAAUAAAAUGUCCCACAA